Orbicella faveolata is the source of this 1607-nucleotide messenger RNA. RefSeq names its product von Willebrand factor A domain-containing protein 5A-like. The record is from RefSeq and is a predicted model, not a curated record. NCBI's taxonomy places the organism in Eukaryota, Metazoa, Cnidaria, Anthozoa, Scleractinia, Merulinidae.
UUGGUGUUCCUGGCAGGGUUUUAUGUACAUUGUAAUUCAGGCGAUUUUUCUUUUCUUUUUCUUCAUUCGAGGAAAGCUGAUAGUGCCCUGGAGUGAAAAGAAUCACCAGCAUGCAUUGAAAGCCAGCUUGUACACUGGACAGAAUAAAGUUAUCAAGACUUUGAAGCGUGCCCUGCAACCGGUAAUCUCAGACGUGAACGUAGCCUGGGACCUAGCAAAAGGUUGGACUGUGCACCAGAUCCCCUCAUCUCUCCCUCCACUCUUCAGUGGAGACAGACUGGUUGUGUUUGGUCUUCUAAAGCCAUCCCAUGGUAACGAGGCGGAUGAGGCUGCCGUGGCAGGCAAAGAGACUAAGACCCAUGCAAGACUUCGAGGGUCACUUGGUAACAGCGCAGCAAUAGAUCACGUGAUUCGUUUUACUGCCACGCUCGCAAAGGAUCAUGACCAGGCCCGCCACGGAACUUUGCACUGUCUGUUAGCCAAGAGCCUUAUUCAAAAAAAGCAAGAGGAGUACCAUGAUGCAAGCCGACGCUGGAAAAACGGUGAAAUGGAAGCGAUAAAAGAUUCAGUUAUAAGCACAAGUAAAGCAGCAAACGUGAUUUCGAAAUUGACGUCAUUUGUUGCGAUUGACAAAGAUAAUCACCAGCCGGUGUCAGGUCCAAUGAAAAAUCCAAUACAUAUGGUUUUUCAUGAAGCCUAUGACAGUUUAAUUCUAGAUUGCUGCAGUUCUGAUGAUGAAGAGGGCUUGGAGUCUGAGCUGCUGGAUGAAGAAAUAGAUAUCAAUUGUGGCCUAGCUGAAAACAAAAAAUUGUUUGAUCUUGAAGGUGAACAACACCUUUGCGUGGCUCUUCCUCCACUUCCUCCUCCUCAGGUGCAGAAGAGGAAAGAUGGUCCACCAGUCCUAGCACUUAUAACGCUUCAGAAAGCGUCAGGCUCAUGGGAUCUCACAGACCAACUGGUGUCACUGUGCGGUACAAACAGAGAUGCUUUGAUCAAAGGCUGCCCCAAAGAGAUUGCAGUUGACACAGGUGAAGGGAAGCUGUUAUGGGCCACUGCUUUAGCUCUGGUGCUGUUGAUGGGCAAGUUCUUGGAUCAGAAGAAUGAAUGGGAAAUGAUUGCUGAAAAAGGAACAAAAUGGAUAAAGAAGAAUCUUCCAGCAUCUGUCAAAUACGAGAAUGUCCAGGCGGCUGCAGCGAUUGCCGUUUCUGUUAAAAUUAAUUAGACUGAUCCAUGUUGUGGCAUUGCAGCUAGCGAGUAUUGAAAAUUGAAAGUUAUAGGGACACAUUUAAAUUAAAUCUUAUAGUUACGCGAAGUAUCAAUAUUUUUUUCUUAGAAGGCUUUUUGACUUGUUGUAGUCAUAAGUUAAUACUCACGGGCCCUAGAAAUACCGGCCUAUUGCUGAAAGAGUCACCUUGUAUAAUCAUAAGGCUGUUUGGUGCCCCAAACAAAUCAACAGUUAAAAGUUCGUAAUUUUGUUUAAACUGUUUGUGUUUUCGGCUCUGUAGGUGUACGAAGCAUAAUGGAACAACAAGGCUUUUAAAGAUACUUGAGCAUAUUUGUGAAGAGUAGUUAUUAUCGAAAAUGGAAACAAAUUAUUGUUGCAUUCA